AUGAAGUCGCUCGUGGUUUUUCUUCUCGUGGCAGUGCCGCUCGUGCUGGCGUCCGAUAAGUCGGCCAGCGCACCCAAAAAGCCAUCGUCGUCCAGCGCACCGCCGAAGCUGUCGGACAGUGUUGCCAGCGCGUCCUCGAUGGUGGAGUUCAUGAAGAUCCGCAAACCGAAGCGCUCGAACGGCGAGAUUCCGCUGCUGAUCAUUCGGCCGGUCGAGAAGCGCCGGAAGCUCUACUUCAAGGAGCCAACCGUGAAGAUCGCCUCCGGUGGGGUAGCCACGUAUGGCACGUAUCCUGAGCUUCAUACGAGCGAUGGCGAGAUGUUUACGCUCGAGCACAUGCUGCCCAUCCUGAGCCUGGAGGGUAUGCUGAAGGGCUUCUCGAAGCUCUCCUCGGCACCGAACCACUUCGUGCCGUCGCCCCAGUUCAAGCCGUCCGAUGUCCACCAUAUCGUGGGGCCGCAGAAGGCCCCGCUGAAGGAGGAGUACCAUGUCCUGUCGUACGGCGACAAGAACCCGCUGAAGGUGCCCCAGGCACUGUCGAAGCCGGUCGAGGUCGUCCCGGCCCAGUCGCUCCCGUCGCCGCCGCCCCCCAACUACGUACCGGCCGUAAAUUCCGAAGAUCAGCUUCUGAAACUUGGUCAACAACAGCCUUCCUUUUCGCCCCUGGUACAGGAGAAGCCGGCGUUCGUCAAGCCGGAGCAGCUGCCGGCGAGCUUCAACUUCAAGGUCCAGGAGGAGGUCAGCCACUACAAGGUGAACGCCAUCCCGCUGAGCGGGGCCCACGGCCACUUCCACCACUACCCGCACCACCAGCACCCGCCACAGGGUGGAGCUACCAGCUACGUCGGCUCCCAGGGUCCAGAUCCUCCGAAGUACAGCAAACCGGUCUAUCACCUGGCUCCGGCUCCUGCUCCACAGCCGGGUCUGGAGCAAAGCAAGUGGCACGAGGUGGCUCAGAAGAAACCGGCCUCGCUGCCGUCGGUAACGACCAACUUCUACCACCCGAAGACGAUCAACGCCGAACCGGAGGCAUACCAGCAUCUCCAGGCUACGGCCCCGACACAGCACACCGGUGGCACCGUUCAGACUCACCUCAGCUAUUACUUCCCCAAGGAGGAGACGGUUCCCCAGCCGACAUCGUCGGCGCACCACUCGCAACAGCCCACCUCCUACAGCAACGUCCAGCCCGGCGGAGAGCACGUGGAGUUCUCCGGUGUGGAGAAGCCGAUCCACAAGACGUACAGCUCGCACAUCAAGCAGAAGUACCAGAAGCAGCACCACCACCACCAACCGCACGUCUUCAUCCAGAAGUACUUCGAGUUCCCGGCCGCCAAGGGCACCCACAAGGCUCAUGUGGUGACCGAGUUCCACGGCACUCCAACGGCGACGAAUGACACGGCGGCUCAGCAGCACCUGCCGGAGCCACAAGCAUUCGCGGCCCCUCAGUACCUGCCCCUGCCGCAACCGCAGGCACUCCACGCGCAACCGAUCGUAGUCCUGCCGACGGCGCAGACCCUCCACCAUCCGGUCCAUCACCCGGUGCACCAUCCGGUGCAUCACUACUCGGCCGCUUCCGGAGGUCCAGCCCAGUCCUACUGGAAGGUGGGUCGUCGCCACCAGGAUGUGAAGCCCGUCGUCGAGCACACGAACGAACCGGAACCGGACAGCCAGCAUGCGGCGUCGGGAGCGGUACUCCACCACCAAUACCAGUCGGUCGGGCCGACCACCAGCGCCACCACCACCACCACCACCGCUACGCACAGCCCGGCCACGAAGGACUCCGGGAAGGCAGCGGUCGCCCAGGACCGAGUCGAUGAUGGACCGGGCAGCGUCACGAAUGGCACCAGGACACCGACCAGGACACCGAAGCAGCUUCCGGCGGGUGACUGCGAACGGCGCUGCAUCCGGAAUACGGUGGCCCUCUCGAAUGAGCCGGUCUGCGGUACCGACGGGCACACGUACUCGAACCGGGGCAAGCUCCGGUGUGCCAGGACCUGCGGGAAAGACGAUCUCGAGAUUCGAUCCUACGGCAUCUGCUCGGCAGCGGUGAAGGCGACACCAUAA
Molecule: messenger RNA, 2064 nt
Organism: Anopheles bellator
Lineage: Eukaryota; Metazoa; Arthropoda; Insecta; Diptera; Culicidae
Exons: 5
Coding region: 1-2064 (687 amino acids)
Molecular function (GO): serine-type endopeptidase inhibitor activity; protein binding
Source: RefSeq, a predicted model, not a curated record